Messenger RNA from Aspergillus clavatus NRRL 1, 576 nucleotides. Its product is annotated as DUF846 domain-containing protein. Gene Ontology annotation, cellular component: Golgi membrane. The transcript is spliced from 3 exons. Lineage: Eukaryota; Fungi; Ascomycota; Eurotiomycetes; Eurotiales; Aspergillaceae. Gene Ontology annotation, biological process: protein secretion; vesicle-mediated transport. The record is from RefSeq and is a predicted model, not a curated record. The coding region runs from base 1 to 576 and encodes 191 amino acids.
AUGGACCAACCCCUCCAGCCCCAGCAGGGGGAAUUGAACUGGCGUCUCAGCGCCCAUCCGAUCACACUCCUUUGCUUUCUGGGAUUCCGCUCCAGUGCUCUCCUGAUGUAUCUGUUCGGAGUUCUAUUUAUCAAGAAUUUCGUCCUUGUCUUCAUCUUGACCCUCCUCCUCCUCUCCGCGGACUUUUACUAUCUUAAGAACAUCGCCGGCCGUCGCCUAGUUGGUCUGCGCUGGUGGAACGAAGUCAACACUUCAACCGGCGAUUCGCACUGGGUAUUUGAGUCGUCCGACCCCACCACUCGUACCAUCACGGCUACAGAUAAGAGAUUCUUCUGGCUCGGUCUAUACAUAACGCCUGCGCUGUGGAUCGGGCUGGCUGUGUUGGCUAUUGUCACAUUGAGCAAAAUCAUUUGGUUAAGUUUGGUUGCUAUUGCCUUGAUCUUGACCAUUACCAACACGGUUGCUUUCUCUCGAUGCGAUCGCUUCGGCCAAGCGUCUACGUUUGCUAACCGGGCGUUUGGGGGAAGCAUCGUGAGCAAUAUUACGGGAGGUCUGCUGGGCAGACUCUUUAAGUAA